GCUACUUCAUAUUUGUUUUGUGAAAUUGAUUGUAGAAAGUACAUGGGGCAAAAUCAUUUUGCAAAUAUAGUUUAGGGGAUAACUAUAGAUGACAGUCUCUAUGAUAUAAUAAGUAACCCAAGAGCGAAUUAUCUUCUGCUUCCAUCCACUGGACCAAAAAGAAGAUAAAAGAAAAAAAAUCUACGGUGUGGAAGCGCUGCAGCUCAUCCAUGGCCACCAUAUCAACCACAGCCACCGGCCCACAGCCACCGGCCCACCACCGCCACCAUGUGUCCCUCUCCUCCUCUCCCAACAGUUUCUCCGUUACUCAGAACAAGUCACCAAUGUCAACCAUCUCCUUCUUCAUCAUCCAUAAAGCUUGGUACCACUUUGUUUUUCAAUAAUGCCACUGUGGAUAGAGCGGCUGAGAGCUCUGUGAUGAUCAAUCCUGGAAAAUGGGGAUCUCAGUUAGAAAAGAGGAGGAAGAGAAGGAGGAGAAGGAGGAGAAGAAGAGAAGGUUUCGAGCGUCUAGAGCCUGAAGAAGAUGAAAAUAUUGACCAAGAAGUAGAACGAUCUAAUGUUCCUGUUGGAGCUUCACGUUCUGGUUUUCUGAGUCGUUUAGAAGAGGUUCAGCUUUGCUUGUACCUCAAGAAAGGAGCUAUACUUGAAAACCUUGGACCAAGUGCUGCAGAUAACGAAAUUGUAUCAGUUUUGCUGUCAAAUACUGGCAAAGGGAAGAAGAAGCGUAGCGCUUAUGAGAUAUUAUGCAGAAGAAGAGAAGCGAGAGAAAAGAUCACUCGUUUUUACCGGAGGCUUGUAUGUCUCUAUUGCCACAGGAUACCAAUGCAAAGAGUUGAUCUUCAAGACCUGAUUCAAGAAGGAAGCAUAGGGCUACUUAGAGGAGCUGAGAGAUUUGAUCCUGAACGUGGCAACAAACUAUCAACUUAUGUCUACUGGUGGAUCAGAAUUCAAACAGGCCAUCCUUAGGGCUAUAUUGCUCACAAGUCUAGACUAGCCAAAUUGCCGGUUGGGCUCUUUCUGUAUCUUGGAGGACUUCGGCUACGGCUGCGACCACGAGGAGAAGGACUUCGACCCCUCCUAGAGCCGCCGCCACCACCACCACCACAGGAGCGGCAUUCACAUGCAAAGUGACCAGACUCGCCACACUCAUAGCACUUAAAAUCAGAACCACCACGGCCACGACCACCAUCACCUCCUCCACGACCACCACCACGGCAUCCACCACCCCCACGAUUAUGAGACUGCUCUACUCUCCAUCCAUUCUUGCCUGACAUAAACAAAAAUAUUGAACUCUUAAACCCACACAAUAACACAUCAGCUUCACUGUGAUAAUUUUAAAAAUAUUCUUAUUUGCUACCAUCUCAGUCACGGAUGGCGUCGCGGGCGUCCCUUGAGUCUUCGAAAUCAAGAAAACCGUAACCAGGUGGUCUUUUUGCAACCCAAACACUGCACAAUAAUAACAAUUAAAAGUGCAAACCUCAGAUCAAACAAUUAAUACAGGUUUAUGUUGGGAAUAUUACCCAAUAUCGAUGAGAUGAAGAUGGGAUUAGACAACUAAAAGAUUUAAGAAGAAGACUCUUUAUAUUUAGGAAAAGGUUUACAAAGAUUUUGUUUUGAGAACUCUCUCUUACAAAUGUUUUAUCUCUUUGUUUUCUUGAUUCUUGGAUGAUUACAAAUGGUGCCAAGCACCCCUAUUUAUACAAGUGGAAGAGCAUACUCCAACAAGUUCUAGAUUUCUCUAAAUUAUUAUUUAUUUCAAAAUAUGUAACUCCAUAACUUUCUCUCUUCUUCUACACAAUUCUUCUUCUACACACUUCUUCAUCCUUCUCCAUUUUUCUCUACAUAUCUCCUCUUCUUGGGCUCUUGGGUUAUAACUUGAUUAGUUAUUAUUCUUGGGCUAAUGAGGGAAAACCCAACAAAUCUCCCCCUUCCCGAUUUAGCCCGAAACCGUUGUCAUCCCCGUGCCUUUGCAACAAUCUUCAAACUUCUUGAUCGGUAAUACCUUAGUCAUAAAGUCUGACCAGUUUUCAUCGGUGUGUACCUUGUUGAGAUGUAGAAGCUUCUCUUCAAGAACUUCUCGAAUCCAAUGAUGCCGAAUGUCGAUGUGCUUCGAGCGAGAGUGAAAUGUUAGAUUCUUUGCUAGGUGAAUAGCACUUUGGUUGUCACAUAGCAUGUUGUACUUUUCUUGUUUUACUCCUAACUCAAGCAAGAAAUUCUUCAUCCAUAGCAUCUCCUUGCAUGCUUCCGUUGCUGCGAUGUAUUCUGCUUCCGUGGUGGAUAAGGCAACACACUUUUGUAGUUUCGAUUGCCAGGAAACAGCUCCCCCUGCAAAGGUAGUAACAAAGCCUGAUGUUGAUUUCCUUGAAUCUUUAUCACCAGCCCAAUCUGCAUCGGUGUAACCGUUCAGCUCCAAUUUUUCAUUGCCAAAACAUAGACACUUCUUCGUUGUGCCUCGUAGAUAGCGUAGGAUCCACUUAAUUGCUUUCCAAUGCU
Molecule: messenger RNA, 2493 nt
Organism: Brassica napus (rape)
Lineage: Eukaryota; Viridiplantae; Streptophyta; Magnoliopsida; Brassicales; Brassicaceae
Product: RNA polymerase sigma factor sigD, chloroplastic-like
Exons: 3
Coding region: 268-966 (232 amino acids)
Biological process (GO): regulation of DNA-templated transcription; DNA-templated transcription initiation
Molecular function (GO): DNA-binding transcription factor activity
Source: RefSeq, a predicted model, not a curated record